Molecule: messenger RNA, 1543 nt
Organism: Cimex lectularius (bed bug)
Lineage: Eukaryota; Metazoa; Arthropoda; Insecta; Hemiptera; Cimicidae
Product: ankyrin repeat and MYND domain-containing protein 2
Exons: 6
Coding region: 390-1505 (371 amino acids)
Molecular function (GO): protein binding
Source: RefSeq, a predicted model, not a curated record
UCACGAAUGUUAUUAUUUAGCUUUGUUAAUAUUGGAAUUUUAUGUUUUUUCUUUGUUAAAAAAUAAAUAAAAGUGAUAUUAAUUUCCAAUUGUUUUCGCGAUGAUUCAAUCGUGAUGUCAUUUCAUAUCAAGUAUCGACACAUGUGUACUGUUAGUGUGUUUGCAAUCAGCUGAGAGGAGUACUGCAAGGUGCAUGCCGACCGUCAGACGUGUUUUGUGGGAAGUACAAGAAAAAGUCGUCCCUUAGUUAUUUUAGUCGAUUGUUUUCGCUUUUAAUUCGUCCAAAAAGUAAAUUCGAUCUUUGUGUCGGUUCCGUCGUCGUUGAGCGAUUGAGCGCGUCGCGUGCUUGGCAGUAGGUCGCGAGUACCGUUUCUACGUGCAGUUCUGCAAUGGCAUCAUCACGCGCCACGCCCGUGCCGUUGAAAGAGGCUGAAAAAGCCAUAUUCGAAUUGAUCAACAACAACGACAUCGCCGGGCUCAAAUCCCACAUGGAAAUCAACGCGUUGAAACCGGACGUGGUCGACGAACACGGCCUGACACCUUUGUCCCACGCUUGCUACAAAGGCAACAAAGAUAUAGCACAGUACCUCAUCGAUCAGGGUGCAAAUGUUAAUUUAAAUGAACACGAGAAUGGUUACACGGCGCUGCAUUUCGCCGCUUUAUCAGGGAAGGCUGAUCUAUGCCAGCUUUUACUUGCCAAUGGAGCGAAGACACAUAUGCAGAACUCUGUUGGAAGGACGGCAGCCCAAAUGGGUGCUUUUGUAGGCAACCACCAGUGUGUAGCCGUUAUAAACAACUAUUUACCAAAAUGUGAAGUGGACUAUUACACCAUAUCGCACAGCUUGAACCAAGGACCAUUUUUAUCACCUACUGUAGCUACUACUGUUCAUAAAUUAAUUAUGCAGGUCAACCUCCAUCCCAUCAGGAUCGCCCUAACAUGUCAGCCGUUGGUCGAUGUGUUAAAUAAUGUUAAAUUCGUGUUGGAAAUGAUGAGCCAAAAACUGAUGCGGAGAGGAGCUGAGAGUAAUGAAGUGCUUUCUUUUAAAAUUCACUACUUAUCUUUUGUAAUAGGAGAAAUUAUGAAAUGCAGGAAACCAGACCAACAAACAACCGGCUUAAUUGAAACAUUUAUAAAGAGAAUUCUUAGAAAUGGAAGUGGAGAAAAAUUUUUAGAAUCUCUUAUAAGGGAAAGUAUAAGAGAAUAUCCGUAUAGAGAUUGUGGUAUAUUCCACCAGAUGAUUACUUCCUUGACAGCUUUUAAAAAUCCUCCACCGGCCUUACAAGUGAUAUCUACGGUUAUUAACGGCCAAAGGGGUUUCGAAAGUGAUGUCAAAGUUUGUACGACUUGCAGUGAAGAGACCCAGACGAAAAAAUGUGUUAAGUGCAAACAGGUGCAGUAUUGUGGGCGAGAGUGCCAAAGACUUCAUUGGUUUGCACAUAAAAAAGAAUGUAAUAGAAAUGCUGAUGAUUUAGUCACCAAAGUUGAGGCCAUUAAAAUAAAUUGAUAACUCUUUUCUCAUUGAUCAAUUUUUUAAUUUAAUUU